Molecule: messenger RNA, 801 nt
Organism: Microsporum canis CBS 113480
Lineage: Eukaryota; Fungi; Ascomycota; Eurotiomycetes; Onygenales; Arthrodermataceae
Exons: 2
Coding region: 1-801 (266 amino acids)
Source: RefSeq, a predicted model, not a curated record
AUGGCACCUAUGAACGAAGUAGAGAAGGAUACGAGCCAUAACUGUGCGCUGAAUGAAUCGAGCGUCCCCACCACGCGACCAGAGACGGAGCGGCUUUCACAUGAUAGGAACACUCAGGUCUCAGCGUCCACCUCACCGGAAAAUAUGCGUACACUCGAGAAUGAACAGGGAGUGUUGGCUCAGCAGGUACCGCUUGUUCAGGGUGCCGCUACUAACUCCGUUGUUGACUCGAAAGAAACCGAGCCUCAUCAUCCACCACGACAGUUGAAUCCCGAACAACAACAGCAAUCACCGCAGCCGUUAGAACAGGGGGAACAGCCAGUACCGCAGAAUGAGCAGGUGCCAGAGACAAAACAAGAGGCCGGCGGUGAUGCUACAUCGUUAUCGGCGGGUGAUGCUGGUCAAUCGAGCAUUGGAGCGGCUGUAGAGGGCCAGCCUUCCGCAUACCUAUCUCAAACUACUCCUUCUCAAGACGACGGACCUACCUUACUUCUCAAUAUCCUGCUUACCUCCGGCGGCAAACAUCCCUUUAAACUUGAUGGCAAAUACCUACGGAAACGGGAGGUGAAUGUGACCGACAAUGACCCGUUCUCGAUGUCUGUAUAUACGUUAAAAGAAUUAAUAUGGAGGGAAUGGAGAUCAGACUGUAGAUUCAAUCGGGAAGGCCCUAAUGUGGUUCAUAUGACCAUCAAGCCACAAGAAAUAGUCGACGAGGAGGAUGCAAAGGCCGCCAAAAGCACCCAGAGCCGGGACCACGAGGAGGGUGAAAGGAGCCCCGGCUGCCGCUGUGUCAUAUUAUAG